GGCCGGGGCCAUGGUGGGGGAGGCUCGGGCCGCGGCGGCUCUGGGGGGUCCCGGGCGCCGUAACCAGGAACGUCCCACUCUGGCGGCGGCGGGCGGAAAGUACAGAUAAAAAUGGAAAAAAGGCGUCCCUCCAGACUGACACUGCUGCCUAAGGCCACAGCAGCCACGCAGAUGGAAGCAUUUCUGCUAGAUGAAGGGACCGAGUAAGAUGCACAGCUGGCAAAAGGGCCUCCAGUCUCUGGAAGGAGUUUGAAGAAAUACUGCCUGAGUGUUUCUGAGCGUUGCUCUGCUUUUAAGUGCUCAGCAUGUCUUGGCUGCUCCAGCUCUGCAUGCUCUGACCAUGAGCAGCAAUUCCUCCCUCGGCAUCGUGAAGGGCCUGAGGAACCUCACCACGCAGGAAGAUGGGGCAGUCAGAGUCACCGAGUCCAUUGCUAUCAUCGUCAUUGCUAUUUUCAUCUGUUUGGGCAACCUGGUGAUUGUCGUCACCCUGUAUCGGAAGUCUUACCUUCUCACGUUGAGCAACAAGUUUGUGUUCAGCCUGACCCUUUCCAACUUUCUGCUCUCUGUACUGGUGCUGCCUUUUGUUGUCACCAGCUCCAUCAGGCGAGAAUGGAUCUUCGGAGUUGUUUGGUGCAAUUUCUCAGCCCUGCUCUACAUGCUGAUCAGCUCAGCCAGCAUGCUGACCCUUGGACUCAUAGCUAUAGACCGGUACUAUGCUGUCCUGUACCCGAUGGUUUACCCAAUGAAGAUAACGGGCAACAGAGCAGUGGUAGCUCUUGUGUACGUGUGGCUGCAUUCCCUUAUUGGUUGCCUCCCUCCUCUUUUCGGCUGGUCGUCUUUAGAGUUUGACCAGUUCAAGUGGAUGUGUGUGGCGGCCUGGCACAAAGAGGCCGGCUACACUGCCUUUUGGCAGAUCUGGUGCGCGCUGCUGCCUUUUGUGGUCAUGAUGAUCUGCUAUGGAUUCAUUUUCCGUGUGGCGAGGAUUAAGGCCCGCAAAAUCCACUGUGGUAGCGUCGUCAUCGUGGAGGAGGACUCGCAGAGGAAUGGGAGGAAAAACUCCAGUACCUCCACGUCCUCGUCUGGCAGCCGAAGGAAUGCUUUCCAAGGGGUCGUUUACUCAGCCAACCAAUGCAAAGCUUUCAUAACCAUCGUGGUUGUCAUCGGGGCUUUCGUGAUUACGUGGGGGCCUUACAUGGUAGUAAUUACAUCAGAGGCACUUUGGGGAAAAAACAGUAUUUCCCCUGCUUUGGAGACAUUGGCUACGUGGUUGUCCUUUUCCAGUGCCAUUUGCCAUCCGCUAAUUUAUGGACUGUGGAACAAGACAGUGCGCAAGGAACUGCUAGGGAUGUGCUUUGGGGAUCGGUAUUAUCGCGAGUCCUUUGUUCAGCGGCAGAGGACGUCGAGGUUAUUCAGCAUUUCCAACAGGAUCACAGAUUUGGGACUAUCUCCUCAUCUUACUGCCCUCAUGGCAGGUGGACGGCCAUUAGGAAACAGCAGCAGCACAGGAGACACAGGUUUCAGCUGCUCACAGGAUUCAGGAACAGAUACAAUGCUUCUUGAAGAUUAUAGCUCAGAUGGCCCUCAUGCCCCACACUGCAUCUGUCCUCCUCGACGGAGGAGUUCAGUGACAUUUGAAGAUGAGGUAGAGCAAAUUAAAGAAGCUGCAAAGAAUUCUGUUCUUCAUGUAAAAGCCGAAGUCCAUAAAUCUCUGGACAGUUAUGCAACCAGUCUAGCAAGAGCUAUUGAAGCUGAUGUGAAACUGAGCUUGUUUGGGGAAGAUGCUUUACCAGGAGCCCUGUUCCCGGUGCGGACUCUGCCAGGAGGCAGCACGAACACACGGCGUGGUGCCAGGCCCCAUGCCAGCCAAAGACUGAAGUUGCAGAGCAUCGAUGAAGGGAAUAUCUGACACCAGCACUGGAGUAAGAAAAGAGAACAAAACCACUAAGCAGGACCUAUUGCAGCUGUUAGUGUUUCAACAGAACCAGGAUACCUUGUGGGAAUGUUUUCAGUGUUUCUUCAACAUUUGAAAGCCAGCUGAAUUUUGGCACUUGCAUCAGCAUUUUACAGUAGUGUUUGUUUACUGUUUAGGGUGCUAUUGACUUUUCUGUGCCAUGUCUUUAUCACACAGUUCAUAGGAAUGCAGGGUUUGGUUUCGCUGACCAGAUCAUUAGUCUGUUGAAUCUUGGGUCCAUUAUUGGCCAAAGCUGAUAAAGGAAAAAAGCAGGAAAAGUAUGUGCAGUGUUUUAAUUUAUUGUUGUAUUCAUCGUCUUCUGAACACCAGGAUAAUCAGUUGAUACUUGAUAGCUGGAGUGCUCUGAUAGGAGCUUGUACAUGGGAUACUACAUACAGCCUUACUGUCACAGACUCCUAGAUGAGGAGCAUGGACUUUACUGAGGGCAAAACCUGAAUUUUUCAGAAAGCUCACGCAGCUUAUAGUCCCACUUACCUUUUGCUGGGGGAUAUUUCUGUUUGUUCAGCCAUCAGAAUGGCACAUAAGAUCUGGCAGUGGAUUGUGCAUUGCUUCAGAGGUACGGAGCACCAGCCUCCCUGGAUAUAGUGGGUGGGAGCAGACCUGUGCUGGAAAAGCAUAAAGAUGGUAUUUGAGGAAAUCGUUAAUGCAGAAUUCUUAGUUUCUCUGAGAACUUCAGCUCACGUCCCUGGUUUUGCUUUUACUAAAAGGGCACUCUGUGGCUGUGCUAAGCUUGACAGAAUAUAAACAAGAUAUUGCCACUUCAUAUUCAGGAUUCAUCUUUUCUAGAGAGAAAAGAGUUGUUUGGUGUUUUGGUUUUUUUUAGUCAUGAGGGAAUGUAGUAUUUAAGCUAUACUUACCUCAGUGCUUCUAUUUCUUGGAGUAUUAAUUAAUCUCAAAAAUAAGAACAUUUGGCACUUAUAUUGCACUUUGCAUGUUCUUAAGCACUGUACAGACAUUACCUUGUUAGGCCUUUGUGAGAAGGUUGAUCAGCCCUGCUUGCCAAAGAAGGGGAACUCAGCACAGUCAAGCUGCUGGCAGUGAAACAGUCUGCAAAGGUGGAAAGGUUUGUUAUGAAAAGAAGGAUUAGGUGGAUCAUACAAGUAUAGCCAGCUUCAGGAACCUUUCUGUGCCUUCCUGGGCUACCCCCUUCUGUACUUUGGAGGGGUUACAGCCCUGCCUUACUGCAUAUUUCAAGGAGAGGGAAACAAAAGUGAGCAGGAUAAUUCCUUGGGGGUGGGCAGUGAGUAGCAAAUGGACUUAAAAGACCAAGGAUUUGCAUUUGUUUACUCUGUGUCUGCUCCCCUGUGCCUUCACCUUUCCCCAGAAGUGGCUUGUAUGAGGUUUUGCUGGAGAUUGUUUGGAAAUCAAGAGUAGGAUGUUUCCAUCUGAGCAAAAACUGGGUGUAGACUUGUUAAGUUUUGUCUUUGUGUGAGUUAUUCAGAGACACAGAAGUGUCGUGAGGCAGAGCCUCGGUCCAGUACUGUAUUUAGACAUCCUAUUUGUCUGUGUUCCUGACUCAGAAAUGUAUUUCAGCACAAGCUUAUGUCCAUCUCUGGACAAAGCAACUUGACUUUAUGAACUUGCCUGAGUCCCAUUAAGUUCCCAUGCAAAAUAUAACUGCAUACUUAAAAUUCA
Molecule: messenger RNA, 3607 nt
Organism: Lepidothrix coronata (blue-crowned manakin)
Lineage: Eukaryota; Metazoa; Chordata; Aves; Passeriformes; Pipridae
Gene: GPR161
Product: G protein-coupled receptor 161
Exons: 8
Coding region: 341-1906 (521 amino acids)
Biological process (GO): G protein-coupled receptor signaling pathway
Cellular component (GO): recycling endosome; membrane
Molecular function (GO): G protein-coupled receptor activity
Source: RefSeq, a predicted model, not a curated record